Molecule: messenger RNA, 1242 nt
Organism: Rubroshorea leprosula
Lineage: Eukaryota; Viridiplantae; Streptophyta; Magnoliopsida; Malvales; Dipterocarpaceae
Source: the annotation of a GenBank genome assembly
AGAGUAACAAUAACCUUAUGCCAAUAAGGUAUUCUUAAUAAGAUAUCAAAAAGAUGACCAAUGGUUUUAAGGAAAAACUGGGGGAAGGGGGUUUCGGCAAGCUUUAUAAAGCAAGGCUUAAGAGUGGUGGUCUUGCUGCGAUCAAGUUAUUGGGCAAAUCCAAAGUCACAAUCCAAGAUUUUUUCAGUGAAGUAGCAACAGUUGGAAGUAUUCACCAUGUCAAUGUGGUAAAACUUAUUGGCUUUUGUGUUGAGGGUUCAAACCGUGCAGUUGUGUAUGACUUCAUGCCUAAUGGUUAUCUUGAUAAGUACAUUUUUACUAGAGAAGAAAGUACAACCUUGGCUUGGGAAAUACUAUACAAGAUUUCUCUAGGAGUAGCCCAUGGGAUUGAUUAUUUACACCAAGGCUGUGAUAUGCUAAUCUUAUAUUUUGACAUCAUACCGCACAACAUUCUUUUAGACAAUAACUUCAUACCAAAAAUACCUGAUUUUGGUCUUACAAAAUUAUAUCCAACAAAAGAUAGUAUUGUGUCCCUAACUGCAGCAAGAGGAACACUAGGAUACAUGGCGCUUGAGUUGUUCUAUAGAAACAAUGGAGGUGUCUCACACAAGGCUGAUGUCUAUAGCUUUGGAAUGUUGUUGAUGGAAACGGCUAGCAGGAGAAGGAAAUUAAACCCACAUGCAGAGCAUUCGAGUCAAAUUUACUUUCGUACAUGGGUUUUACAACAAUUGAAUAAAGGAAUGGAGCUGGAAAUAAGAGAAGCCAAGGAAGAUGAAAAGAGAAUGGCAAAGAAAAUGAUCAUUGUGGCUUGGUGGUGUAUACAAGUGAAACCAAGCGACUGUCCUUCAAUGAACAAAGCGGUGGAGAUGCUUGAAGCGGAUCUCGAAAGUUUAGAAAUGCCUCCUAGGCCCUUCCAAAUUUAUCCAUAUGCAAUUGAAGAAGAUGAUGCUAAAAUGAAAACCAACCCCACACAGCUUUCUAGUUAUCCAUCAGAUGAUGAUAUGGAGACAGAAUCAGAAUCAGAAUCAGUCAGUUUGAUUGAAAAUGAAAAUUAAGCAAAACUGUUACAGAGAAGCCUAAUUAAGUAGAGUUUUCUUUAUUCAUGAGUUAUACAAAAACAAGAGGUAUCCCCUUUUGCUACCCACUUCCCACCCCACCUAGAUGUCACAAUGGCUCUAAAUUUGCAUCAAGUUUUUUGAUGUGUUAUUGGUGUUCAAUUCGCAAGAAAUGGGUACUUUUCUU